This is a messenger RNA of Otolemur garnettii (small-eared galago), 4378 nucleotides long. RefSeq names its product actin binding LIM protein family member 3 (gene ABLIM3). The transcript has 19 exons. NCBI's taxonomy places the organism in Eukaryota, Metazoa, Chordata, Mammalia, Primates, Galagidae. Gene Ontology annotation, biological process: cilium assembly; lamellipodium assembly; cytoskeleton organization. The coding region runs from base 647 to 2365 and encodes 572 amino acids. Gene Ontology annotation, molecular function: actin filament binding. The record is from RefSeq and is a predicted model, not a curated record. Gene Ontology annotation, cellular component: stress fiber; actin cytoskeleton.
GGACACGCACCGGCGCGUCCAGCAGGUGGCAGCAGCGAGCAGCCGCGCCCCCCGCGCUGCCAACCCGAGAGCCCGCAUCAUGGAUGUCGAGCUCCCCUAUUUCGCUUUGCUCGCCCUGGAAUUCCAGACCCUAGAAGAGGACCAGGAUUCAUGAACCGGUCGCAGGGGCCGGGGCAGGAGCCUCUGGCUCCCGACGGUGGCCGAGAGGUGGGUCCUGGGGCGGGUCGCUGCUCCUUGAGGCCGGGCGGGGACGCUCUGCCCCCGCCCUGCCUCCCUGUGGUCCACACCCCCUUUGGGAUCCGGAGCCGCUGGGCUGGAAUAGUCCGGGGUGCGCGCGAGCAGGCUCUGCCAGCCCCGCUCCGGCCCGGGAUUCGGGGCUGAGGAGCAGGAGGACAGAGGCGCCCGUGUCCUCCCCCCCUCCUCCACCUUGCUCACACCUGCGCCAAUUAGUCCAGUCGCCUUCAAGGCCAGUGGUUACAGCCCAGUCCGAGAAGGGACAGCAGAGGGAGAGCACCUGAGGAUACAGAGCUGGCACUGGACUGCCUUUUUCAACCCCUAGGUGAUGAGUGCGGUUCAAAGAACGGAAAAUUUAAAAAGCAACCCGGGCCUCCGUAUUGAAUGAAAGACCCAGUGCGAAGACAUCACCAUGAACACGAGCAUUCCCUAUCAGCAGAAUCCUUACAAUCCCCGGGGCAGCUCCAACGUGAUCCAGUGCUACCGAUGUGGAGACACCUGCAAAGGGGAAGUGGUGCGUGUGCACAACAACCACUUCCACAUCCAGUGCUUCACCUGUCAAGUGUGUGGCUGUGGCCUGGCCCAGUCAGGCUUCUUCUUCAAGAACCAAGAGUACAUCUGCACCCAGGACUACCAGCAACUCUAUGGCACCCGUUGUGACAGCUGCCGGGACUUCAUCACAGGGGAGGUCAUCUCUGCCCUGGGCCGCACCUACCACCCCAAAUGCUUUGUGUGCAGCCUGUGCAGGAAGCCUUUCCCCAUUGGAGACAAGGUGACCUUCAGCGGUAAAGAAUGCGUGUGCCAGACGUGCUCCCAGUCCAUGGCCAGCAGUAAGCCCAUCAAGAUCCGCGGACCCAGCCACUGUGCUGGGUGCAAGGAGGAGAUCAAGCACGGCCAGUCACUCCUGGCGCUGGACAAGCAGUGGCAUGUCAGCUGCUUCAAAUGCCAAACCUGCAGUGUCAUCCUCACUGGGGAGUACAUCAGCAAGGAUGGCGUUCCAUACUGCGAGUCUGACUACCACUCCCAGUUUGGCAUUAAAUGUGAGACUUGUGACCGAUACAUCAGUGGCAGGGUCUUGGAGGCAGGAGGGAAGCAUUACCACCCAACUUGUGCCAGAUGUGUACGCUGCCACCAGAUGUUCACUGAAGGGGAGGAGAUGUAUCUCACAGGUUCUGAGGUAUGGCACCCCAUCUGCAAGCAGGCAGCCCGGGCAGAGAAGAAGUUGAAGCAUAGAAGAACAUCUGAAACUUCCAUCUCACCGCCUGGGUCUAGCAUUGGGUCACCCAACAGAGUUAUCUGCGACAUCUAUGAGAAUCUGGACCUCCGCCAGAGACGGGCCUCCAGCCCAGGGUACAUCGACUCCCCUACCUACAGCCGGCAGGGCAUGUCCCCCACCUUCUCCCGCUCACCACACCACUACUACCGCUCUGGUGAUUUGUCUACAGCAACCAAGAGCAAAACAAGUGAAGACAUCAGCCAGGCCUCCAAGUACAGUCCAGCCUACUCACCAGACCCCUACUAUGCUGCAGAGUCUGAGUAUUGGACCUACCAUGGGUCCCCCAAAGUGCCCCGAGCCAGGAGGUUCUCGUCCGGAGGAGAAGAGGACGACUUUGACCGCAGCAUGCACAAGCUCCAGAGUGGAAUUGGCAGGCUGAUCCUGAAGGAAGAGAUGAAGGCCCGGUCCAGCUCCUACGCAGACCCCUGGACUCCUCCGCGGAGCUCCACCAGCAGCCGGGAGGCCCUGCACACAGCUGGUUACGAGAUGUCGCUCAAUGGCUCCCCUCGGUCGCACUACCUGGCUGACAGCGAUCCCCUCAUCUCCAAAUCUGCCUCCCUGCCUGCCUACAGAAGAAAUGGACUGCACAGGACACCCAGUGCAGACCUCUUCCACUACGACAGCAUGAAUGCAGUCAACUGGGGCAUGCGAGAGUACAAGAUCUACCCUUAUGAACUGCUGCUAGUGACCACACGAGGAAGAAACCGACUGCCCAAGGAUGUGGAUCGGACCCGUUUGGAGCGCCACCUGUCCCAGGAAGAGUUCUACCAAGUCUUUGGCAUGACCAUCUCCGAGUUCGACCGGCUGGCCCUCUGGAAGAGGAAUGAACUGAAGAAGCAAGCCCGGCUGUUCUAGGCAGAGGCACUAUAAAUAUAUAUGCAUUUAUAUAAAGAUAUAUGUAAAAUCUCUAUACUGAAGCUCGGUAUAAUCCUCUCUGUGUAAUGGGACACACUGCCUGCCAUAAGACUCGCUUUUCUGUACUGUCAGGCAAGCCCACGUCAUCAAGAUAUUUUUAUGCUCCUUGACUUUCUCUUUUCUAAGUGCUGUGGGAUCUGGGAAGGGAUUUGAGGGGACUCCAUCUUUUACAGGAGAUCCUUUUUAUACUGAAACAUCUGUCCUAAGCUGAGUCCCCCAAAGUCCAACUCUCUUUCCUAAAAAAGGUGCCUAAAGAAGUCUCUCUUCUCUCUGCUUCUGGGCCCUUUUCCCAAGUCUCUAGGACUGAUGCUGACCAGGUGGCUUUCACACCUUAUUGGCCCCAGAAGGGCCCUCCCCUGAGAAGAUCCACGGUGAUCUUCCAAAAUCACUGAGCACCUUUGAGAGCCCAUAAGGAACUUUCCCAACGCCCCCAAGUAGGAGCACAGUGCUUUCUGGGGACAAUGCAGUUUGAAGUAUGAGCCUCAAACCUCCGAGUUAUCCCAGUAAACAGACGUGGAUAGGGCCUAGACCUCUCCUCAGCUCUUCAGUCCUCCUCCUCUGCCCUGGAUUGCAACCUCUCCCUGGUCCAAGUCUGGGACUCACAGUUAGGAAAAGAAAAGAGGCACUUUCCUUCCCUCCACCCCUUUGCCUGGCCUGGACUUGGAGAACCAGAGGAAGGGAGCAGGAGGCAGAGCAGGCCACCUGUUAGAAUCGGAACUGCAGGACCUCUAGGGUGCUCCUCUUUCCCUCACUGCUCCCGGCACUUCCUGACCCUGCCCCCUUUCAAGGAGAGGCCCAGUACUGCAGCCUGUAUUCUUCAGCCUUAUUACAAUCUAUGUGCCUGACAACACAACACUCCACAGGGCUAACAUUGCCACCAUAGCUCCAACAGAACAACUAGACAGAAGACUCUAUUCACCCCUCUAGAGGGAAAAUAGGCCAUGUCCCAAAGAAAAAUUCUCAGUCUACAUCUCUGGUCCCUGGAAUGGCAGGGCAACCAUUCUGGACCCCCACCAAUCCUCAGCUCCUGCCACAUAUGUGGCCAUUUUUCAUGAGAGAAGCUUCCAGAAGAGUGGCUGCUUCCGAGAUUCUAAAAGGAAGCGUUUGUUGGCCAGCACCAUCCAAAGUCAUCCUGGAUCUCUCAGUGGCUGCCUUUCCUGCUGCCUGGCCUCCUUGCCCUCUGGAAGAGAGGUGAAAGAUUAACCUUCUCUCCCUCCCUCUCCAAAUUUUCAACUGUGAGUUGGUUGUUGGUGGGGGCAGAUUCCUUUUUGGAGCUGUCUUGAGUCAGACCAUUUCGAGGCCAUGGAGAAAGGAUGAAGAAACGGAAAUGAUUAUGGCUCUCAGAGACUGGUGAUGUGACAUGGCAAAUGCAGAACUGACUUAAAUUCCACAAGCCCUCACUGAGCACCUGCUAAUGCUGAGCACCUGCUGAAUACUGAGCACUGGAUGGGGGAGGGGGAGGGGAGCACUGGGAUGAAUCCACAGGGGCCCUGCCCACUGGCAGUGGGUAUCAUGAGGCAUAUACCCAAGCAUAAUGGAUGUAAGGCAGAAAGUGGUCAGAGAAGGCACGAGAAAGUGUGUGUGUGUGAUGUUAAUGAAAAGGCAUGUCUGCCGUUGGAGCAGACCAAGGAAAGCUUUCUGGAGGAGAUUGCAUCUGAGCAAAAUUCAGGAAGGAUCUUGGUAAACUGGGAGGAGACUCUAAGUUGAGAGGGUGACAAGUGAGGGGCCAGAAGGGAAGUCUGAUAUGCUCUCAUUUACCACGUCAGCCCUCCCUACAACUUCUCUUUUUUGGCCAAUGUCUUCCGACUUUCCUGACCCUUUGAAAUGUCCCCAGACAGACGCAAUCAUUGAAACUGCCUCAUUAUCACUAGUUGAGAACUUGGCGACAUGGAAGGGCUUUUGUUAUUGUUGUUGGAUAUUUUUGUUUCCCAUAAAAGCACAUCAUUUCAACCC